UAAUAUGCAAAAUUCAAUUCUUAGCAGAGUGGUAGAUGUUAGUUCGGCCAUUUAUUAUGAUCCAGAAGUGUUUUGCUUUGGCGAUGAUGAAUUAAACUUAGUUUUUGAAGUCUCAGAUAGAUAUCCAUAUAUUUCUGGUAGUUCACAUUAUUCUAACAUUCACGAAAUUCCUAUUAGAACUGAUGGGGAGUUUGAGAUCGCUGAUUAUGAAUUAUUUGUG
Acaulospora colombiana is the source of this 220-nucleotide messenger RNA. NCBI's taxonomy places the organism in Eukaryota, Fungi, Glomeromycota, Glomeromycetes, Diversisporales, Acaulosporaceae. The record is from the annotation of a GenBank genome assembly.